This is a messenger RNA of Neohortaea acidophila, 666 nucleotides long. RefSeq lists its product as uncharacterized. NCBI's taxonomy places the organism in Eukaryota, Fungi, Ascomycota, Dothideomycetes, Mycosphaerellales, Teratosphaeriaceae. The record is from RefSeq and is a predicted model, not a curated record. The transcript has 2 exons. Gene Ontology annotation, biological process: mRNA splicing, via spliceosome. Bases 1 to 666 code for a protein of 221 amino acids. Gene Ontology annotation, molecular function: RNA binding. Gene Ontology annotation, cellular component: nucleoplasm; cytoplasm; ASAP complex.
AUGUCCUCACCCGCGCGUGACCGCUCCGUCACCCUCCAAGACGAGCCCCCGCGCUCUGCAUCUCGCGGCCGCUCACGCACCCCCGCCGACGCUGCCCUCAAUGGAAACACCCACAACUCCCGCCCCACCGCGCGCUCGCGCUCUCGCUCACCUUCGCGCGCCCGCACCCGAAGCAGAAGUCGCAGCGCCGCCUACCGCGCCCGCUCCUACUCGCGCUCCCCAUCCCACUCCCGCUCCCGCUCUCCCUCCAUCCCGCGCAGCGCCAAAAUCGUCAUCGAGAAGCUCACCAAAAACGUCAACGCCAACCACCUGCGCGAAAUCUUCGCCACCUACGGCCCCAUCUCCGACCUCGAAAUGCCCAUGAACAAACCCUUCCUCACCAAUCGCGGCAUCGCGUACAUCCUCUACACCGCGCCGAACUACGCCGAAGCGGCGAUCGCGCACAUGCACGAGGCGCAACUGGAUGGCGCAGAAAUUAGUUCGAUCGCCGAGUCGAAGCCCACCGAGGAGAGGCAGGGGGAGGAGUCCAAGUUACUCGAGUCGCAGUCGGAGUCGGAGUCGGUCGCCGCCGCGAAGGAGGGAGGCGAGUCCGCCGCGCAGAGGAGGGAGGAGGAGCCCGAGCUACGACAGCUACAGCAGUCGGAGUCGCAGCCGGAGCCGGGAUAG